CGUCAGAGUUUCCUGCCCACCAUCUUUGUCCCUGGCAAAGUGGGUUUUGCGCAGUGGCUUAGACCUAGAGAAAGAAUCGUGACGGGCAGGAAACCAUUACAACACCACCCCGGCUGUGCUCUCCGGCUGCUGCCGCCACCCCGCCCUUGCCUCCGGUGCACAUUAAAGAUCCAAAAUCAUGACUGACUCCAAGUACUUCACAACCAAUAAAAAAGGAGAAAUCUUUGAAUUAAAAGCUGAACUCAACAAUGAAAAGAAAGAAAAGAGGAAGGAGGCUGUGAAGAAAGUGAUUGCUGCUAUGACUGUAGGGAAGGAUGUUAGUUCUCUCUUUCCAGAUGUGGUGAACUGUAUGCAGACUGACAACCUGGAACUAAAGAAGCUUGUGUAUCUCUACCUGAUGAACUACGCCAAGAGUCAGCCAGACAUGGCCAUCAUGGCUGUCAACAGCUUUGUGAAGGACUGUGAAGAUCCUAAUCCUUUGAUUCGGGCCUUGGCAGUCAGAACCAUGGGAUGCAUCCGGGUGGACAAAAUUACAGAAUAUCUCUGUGAGCCCCUCCGCAAGUGCUUGAAGGAUGAAGACCCCUAUGUUCGGAAAACAGCAGCAGUCUGUGUGGCAAAACUCCAUGAUAUCAAUGCCCAAAUGGUAGAAGAUCAGGGAUUUCUGGAUUCUCUACGUGAUCUCAUAGCAGAUUCAAAUCCAAUGGUGGUGGCUAAUGCUGUAGCAGCAUUAUCUGAAAUCAGUGAGUCUCACCCAAACAGCAACUUACUUGAUCUGAACCCACAGAACAUUAAUAAGCUGCUGACAGCCUUGAACGAGUGCACUGAAUGGGGCCAGAUUUUCAUCCUGGACUGCCUUUCUAAUUACAACCCUAAAGAUGACCGGGAGGCCCAGAGCAUCUGUGAGCGGGUAACUCCCCGGCUAUCCCAUGCCAACUCAGCAGUGGUGCUUUCAGCAGUAAAAGUCCUAAUGAAAUUUCUGGAGUUGUUACCCAAGGAUUCUGACUACUACAAUAUGCUGCUGAAGAAGUUAGCCCCUCCUCUUGUCACUUUGCUGUCUGGGGAACCAGAAGUGCAGUAUGUCGCUCUGAGGAACAUCAACCUAAUUGUCCAGAAAAGGCCUGAAAUCUUGAAGCAGGAAAUUAAAGUCUUCUUUGUGAAGUACAAUGAUCCCAUCUAUGUUAAACUAGAGAAAUUGGACAUCAUGAUUCGUUUGGCAUCUCAAGCCAACAUUGCUCAGGUUCUUGCAGAAUUGAAGGAAUAUGCCACAGAGGUGGAUGUUGACUUUGUUCGCAAAGCUGUGCGGGCCAUUGGACGAUGUGCCAUCAAGGUGGAGCAAUCUGCAGAGCGCUGUGUAAGCACAUUGCUCGAUCUAAUCCAGACCAAAGUAAAUUAUGUUGUCCAAGAGGCAAUUGUUGUCAUCAGGGACAUCUUCCGCAAAUACCCCAACAAGUAUGAAAGUAUCAUUGCCACUCUAUGUGAGAACUUAGACUCACUGGAUGAGCCAGAUGCUCGAGCGGCCAUGAUUUGGAUUGUGGGAGAAUAUGCCGAAAGAAUUGACAAUGCAGAUGAGUUACUAGAGAGCUUCCUGGAAGGUUUUCACGAUGAAAGCACCCAGGUGCAGCUCACUCUGCUUACUGCCAUAGUGAAGCUGUUUCUCAAGAAACCAUCAGAAACACAAGAGCUGGUCCAGCAGGUGUUGAGUUUGGCAACACAGGAUUCUGAUAAUCCUGACCUUCGAGACCGGGGUUAUAUUUAUUGGCGCCUUCUCUCAACUGACCCUGUCACGGCCAAAGAAGUAGUCUUGUCUGAGAAGCCACUGAUCUCUGAGGAGACAGACCUUAUUGAGCCAACCCUGCUGGAUGAGCUAAUCUGCCACAUUGGUUCUUUGGCCUCUGUGUACCACAAGCCCCCCAAUGCUUUUGUAGAAGGAAGUCAUGGAAUCCAUCGCAAACACUUGCCAAUUCAUCAUGGAAGCACUGAUGCAGGUGACAGCCCUGUUGGUACCACCACUGCUACCAACCUGGAACAGCCUCAGGUUAUCCCCUCUCAAGGUGACCUUCUGGGGGAUCUUUUAAACCUUGACCUUGGUCCCCCAGUCAAUGUGCCACAGGUAUCCUCCAUGCAGAUGGGAGCAGUGGAUCUCUUGGGAGGAGGACUAGAUAGUCUGCUUGGCAGUGACCUUGGCGGGGGCAUUGGAGGAAGUCCGGCAGUGGGACAAUCCUUCAUCCCAUCAUCAGUGCCUGCAACCUUUGCUCCUUCACCUACUCCUGCUGUGGUCAGCAGUGGUCUGAAUGACCUGUUUGAACUGUCCACAGGGAUAGGCAUGGCUCCUGGUGGAUAUGUGGCUCCUAAGGCUGUCUGGCUACCUGCAGUAAAGGCUAAAGGCUUAGAGAUUUCAGGAACAUUUACUCACCGCCAAGGACACAUCUAUAUGGAAAUGAACUUCACCAACAAAGCUCUGCAGCAUAUGACAGACUUUGCAAUACAGUUUAACAAGAAUAGCUUUGGUGUCAUCCCCAGCACUCCUCUGGCCAUCCAUACACCACUGAUGCCAAACCAGAGCAUUGAUGUCUCCCUGCCUCUCAACACUCUGGGCCCAGUCAUGAAGAUGGAACCUCUGAAUAACCUGCAGGUGGCUGUGAAAAACAAUAUUGAUGUCUUCUACUUCAGCUGCCUCAUCCCACUCAAUGUACUUUUUGUAGAAGAUGGCAAAAUGGAACGCCAGGUCUUCCUUGCAACAUGGAAGGAUAUUCCCAAUGAAAAUGAACUUCAGUUUCAGAUUAAGGAAUGUCAUUUAAAUGCUGACACUGUUUCCAGCAAGUUGCAAAACAACAAUGUUUAUACUAUUGCCAAGAGGAAUGUGGAAGGGCAGGACAUGCUAUACCAAUCCCUGAAGCUCACUAAUGGCAUUUGGAUUUUGGCUGAGCUACGUAUCCAGCCAGGAAACCCCAAUUAUACGCUGUCACUGAAGUGUAGAGCUCCUGAAGUCUCUCAGUACAUCUACCAGGUCUACGACAGCAUUUUGAAAAACUAAUAGACUGGUCCAGUACCCUCCAGUCACCCUGGGAUCGGUGCAAGCCAAGAACUCUUAACUGGAAGAAACUGUAUUGCUGUGUAGAAUAGGAACCGAAACACACUGAGGCCACCCACCAAGGUAGUGACUAGUCUAACCUGUGCUAAUGUUAGGGCACAACCUGUUGGAUAGUUUUAGCUUCCUGUGAACAUUUGUAACCACUGCUUCAAUCACCUCCCACCUCUUGCCACCCGUUGCUGCUAUCUGUCCUUACUUGUGGGCUUCUCCAUGCUAUGCCAAUGACUGGCUUUUUCUACACCCUCUUUUGAGUGUAGUUUGAUAUUUUGUAAUCGAGAGCUCAUUUCAAGAGCAGAAAAAGACAACAAAUAUUAAAGCAAGGAAAAGUGUCACUGAAACAUAAACUGCACUUUAUUGUUUUAUAUUUUUGUACAUAUGAGAAAUUGAGGGAGUAAUGUAACCAGUAGAAAGUGUUAAAACAACGGACUGUCAUUAACCACAUAGUCCUGGAGAAAGAGAUGCAGUUACCUGCCCUGCCCUUUUAUGGGUUCUCUUAUCUGUGGCAACCUUGUCCCUGGCCAUUUGGAUUUCCCCUUUUUUUCUUUCUGUGCAAACUCCUUGUCCUUGGCCAAGCCUUCUUGCUGCCUCCCAUUCCAUAUCAUCAUCUCAUUUGAUCGCUCUGCAGUUGGGCACGGGGAUCUUCCUUGAACGACAUUUCAGGGUGCAGGAAGCACAGGGCCUGUCAGAACCAAAGCUGAGAGAAGUUACAACUUACUACAUUCCUUUCCCCUGAACCAACCCACUAAUAACACUGAUGAAGGAGUUUGAGUAGAGAUGGGAAACAGGAACCAAAAUGCCAUCCAACCCCUCACCCCCUUCUCUGUGUUUGUUAGGUCCAAUUCAGAUCUAAAGUCACAGAGUUUUAGAAUUGAAACAGAGUAAUAACUUACCCAACCAUGUUUUUCUGUGAAGAAAAAGGAUAAAAGGCAAGUUACUGCCCAGCCUGUCAGCUGUUAAGCAGCAGAGCUAGACUGAGUCUCCUAAACCCUCAUCACUGGGGUUUUCACUGCAGGACUGUCUCAUUGUUUUUCCCUCAAUGCCUUCUCCUGCCUUUUCUGUACCUGCUUUGCAGCUCUUCACAUCUCCAUACUGAUUGGGGCACCCCAGUCAUUGGCAUCAGGUGGCCGCAGAGUAUCUUCUCAGUUACUUGAAGGUAAAUCGAGAUGCCAGAAUGAAGGAGUAGCUGAUGUUCCCCAGUGCUUCUGGAGCCACAGUUCUUGAGGCCAGCAGGGUGGGUGCAGAGAUGAAGUGAGCUUAGAGAUGUCGAAAAUUCUCUUUAUCCCUUCAGCUCUCUGAUCUGCUCUUUAUUCAUGUUACUUAGACUUCAAGGCAAAUUAAGAACAUCCCAGAGGGUCAAGCAGUUCUUGUCAUCUCUGAAAAGACGGGGGAUGUGAAAUCUCUACCCUCCUCCCCAACACAUUGGAUAUGAUUUGUCAAAGAACGCUUUGUGCCCAAAACAGCAACCUGUUUAGCCGUGUGCACACUGUUUGAUCUGUGGGCACUUGUUGCAUCACCUGGCACGCAGUAUUCAGGGCCCUUGACUAAGACUGCUCUUCUCAAAUGCCCCUGCUCAAAUCAGAGGCCUCAUGUUGGACUCAGAUCGAACUCACUGGACACAGAGAAGGAAUUGUGGAAAACGAGCAAAAACUACCCCCCAGACCUGUCUGAAAUGACCCUGCUUCAUACCAGUUGCAAAGCUUGGGGAGAGUGGGUCCUCCAAAGCUGUUUCUUAAACUUUGAGAAUGUCCAAGAGGAGAAAUACUGGGGUUGGGGGGGCAGGGAAUAUGCCCCUCACUCACCGCCCCUGAGGCGCGUGGGCAAUAGGAAGUAGCACAGGACUGUGUUGGAGGCGGACAGUUUGGUGAUGUGUGGGUGGAAAAGCAGGUUGAUAAAGUUCCCUUGUUGGGGUUCAUUCAUGGAGUUAGUUGGAUACAAGCAGUGAAGAAGGUUCACACUACAAAUACUGUGUUCUCAUCUCAAAGCAAACUAGUUCCAGAAGGAAGAGAAUGUCAGGGCAAGCAUAUAACACAAUUUUGUACCAGGAUAUGUCCCUCAACCCCUGAAACUAGGCUUCUCUCAGCCUCCCCACCAGUGAUGGAUGGCAGCUACUGUUCUCAGCUGACGUGACUGAGCCAAUCCAUGAACUCUCUACUUCCUGGGGAGGCUGCCUCCCAUUGCAUCCCUGAGCAGAGGGAGGGAAGGGUUCUACUUGACAGAGAAGGACCUCUGUCCUGAAGAGACAGGAUCCAUUGCCUCCACCACAGCUUCCCUUUUGGCCCAUUGCAAGCUUGGCCACACUGGGGGAGCAGGGUGGAGGUUGCCAUGUAUCCCCCUCUCCUCCACCUGAGUAUCUUCGUACAUCAGCUGGUAUCAUACAAAGGGCAAGGGAAGCAAACACCCAGAACUCUUGCUGGUCAGAGAUUCCCUGAGUGUCUGUCCUCUCCCAAGCCAGUUCCAUGUGUCUGUGUUGUGAAGCGUGGGACUCUGGAGAGAAUGGGGGAGGGGGGAGGGAUAAAUGUUGCCCUAAGAAUGCUUCUCGUUCUUCUGUUCUUGUUGGGAUCUGUUCUUGGGGAGGGUGGGGGCUGGGGGAAGCUUGACCUUGUGUCUUCGUCAAUAAACUCUCAUUUACACAAAA
This is a messenger RNA of Microcebus murinus (gray mouse lemur), 5726 nucleotides long. It is a transcript of the gene AP2B1, whose product is annotated as adaptor related protein complex 2 subunit beta 1. The record is from RefSeq and is a predicted model, not a curated record. Gene Ontology annotation, biological process: vesicle-mediated transport; intracellular protein transport. Gene Ontology annotation, cellular component: clathrin adaptor complex; membrane coat. Gene Ontology annotation, molecular function: clathrin binding. NCBI's taxonomy places the organism in Eukaryota, Metazoa, Chordata, Mammalia, Primates, Cheirogaleidae.